Messenger RNA from Owenia fusiformis, 1992 nucleotides. The record is from the annotation of a GenBank genome assembly. Lineage: Eukaryota; Metazoa; Annelida; Polychaeta; Sabellida; Oweniidae.
CACACAUUGAUGAGGUGUUCAUCAUGGAAGCUAACGAAGCAGACGGAAUUAUUUCUUUUAUAGCAAGAAGUAUUGGUGCUCAAGAAAAUGCAGUACGUCUUUUAACAAGUCUUUUUCUUGGUUAUCCCUUUGCGUUCUUCCAUAGACAGUUCCUCCAUGGAAAAGCAGCCAUUUUGCAGCAUCUUUAUUUUAUAUCAGUAGGACUAUGGAUCUGCUAUUUCAAUUUUGGGUUUGCAGUUAUUCACUCUUUAGCUAACAUACUGCUGAUCUAUGUGCUACUUGUGACUGUGGGUGGAACACAGCUCUCUGUGGGCCUGGCGUUAAUAGGAAAUAUGUCGUAUCUUUUAUAUGGUUACCUACUUCCAAAAGACACUGAUAACUAUGACAUUUCCUGGACCACCCCUCAUUGUGUGCUCACACUUCGCCUUACCUCCCUUGUGUUUGACAUCUAUGAUGGUAGACGAAAGCAGAACAAUGCCAAACUCUCAGCAGAACAAGAAUCAACAGCUUUAGACAAGGUGCCAUCUUUAAUUGAGAUUCUUGGGCAAACUUACUACUUUGGGGGCUUCAUGGUGGGACCCCAGUUCUCCAUGAGACGAUAUUUAGACUUUGUGAAUGGAGAAUUCUCUGAUAAAAUAACAGGUGGUCCCCCUGCAAGUGUAAAGCCGGGUCUGUCGAGGCUAGUUCUAGGAUUAUGUUAUACCUUACUUUUCCAAAUCCUUUCUGUAUAUACACCUGAUUCAUAUCUCACAGAUCCAGAAUUUCUAAAUUCCACGUUGCUCUACAAACUACUUUACAUCCUGAUUUGGGGAAGAGUCUUUCUAUUCAAAUACAAUGGCUGCUGGCUCAUCACAGAAGGAGCAUGCUUAGUGACAGGUCUUUCAUAUAAUGGGAAAGACAAGAAUGGGAAUGAUCUCUGGGAUGGGUGUGCGAAUAUCAUACCAUAUUACUGUGAAGUAGGCGAUACUGGUCAGAAACUCAUACAAGGAUUCAAUAUAAACACCAAUCUAUGGAUGGCAAAGUAUGUAUUUAAACGCCUUAAAUUCCUUGGCAACAAAGAUCUCUCUCAACUGUGUACUCUCUUGUUCCUAGCUGUGUGGCACGGCACAAACUCUGGAUAUUUCAUCAACUUCUGCUUAGAGUUUCUCAUCAUUAAAUGUGAAAGAGAGGUUGGAAGUGUUGUAGAUCUUAAUCCCACUCUACACGCUAUACACACAAGCAAGCUCACAUAUCCCAUAAUAUGGUUCAUCAAGCGGUGCUGCAUUCUCAUUGGUCUAGGAUAUGCUCUUAUUGGCUUUGCAUUACUAGACUUUGACAAAUGGUUAACAGUAUACAAUGGUACUUACUGGUUGCCUUUUAUCAUCUACUUAACUGUCCCCAUAUGGAAAGUGCCUCUAAAAGUCAUCUUCCCUCCAGUAAAGUCCAGGCAGAAUGGUGAGCAAAAUCACAAUACAGACAAACAAUCCAAGACAGAGUAAAACAUAUAACUAAAACACAGUCAGCAUGUAUAUUUAAAAACAGGGAGCAGCCAGUCCUUAGAACACACAAAUCAACACAUGGGAUUUUUAUUUUCAAGGUUCACUCCAUAGAUUGUUUUACUGAAUAGUGUAAUAUUAUUCAUAUAGUGCACAAACAACAUUGCAUUGAAAUAGUCAUGCAGUUAUUAAGCCAAUAUCAAUUUCAAAAUGAUAUUACCAAGUUUACUGUCAGUUUAGAAACCAAAGAUGUUAUUUUACCAAUAUUGACAGAAAAGGUAUGUGUUUAUCCAUAGGUUUGUCACGUGUCAGUGGUAUAUGUGUCCUUGUUUUAUCUUGAUAAAGUGACUAUUCCAAGUCGGACCACGAAGCCUGAUGAUCUAGACCGUCUAUCCCAUUGACAUAACCAAAAUAUACAACAUGUAAGAGACUAGGUCAAUAUUUCAAUGUUCAUUUCAGAUUGACAUUUGGUACCCUUCCCUCCAAAUCAUUGUAUUGAUAAUUUAUUGAGUUUAAU